GCAAUCGUGAUUCUUUCGGGCAGUGUCGAUACGAUCGCCGUACUCGUUCGAGCAUCAACGCGCACCACGAGAGCCAGGACGUUGAGGGAGUUGAUUAUCGCAAGGCGGCGCGGAGAAGCGAGAGGAAGGGCAAGAGAACCAGCAAUAGUGAGGAUCAGUUACGUAGGAGUUGGAGUAAAUCGGCUCGGCUUAGUGUGCCAUCUUCAUCGUACCCGACAAAUUCACGUCAAGAAAUUCACGCCAAGAUGUUCAGACUCGCGAUAGUCGGCACAGCGCUCUUCGUGGUAUCCACCCUGGCCGCACCGGCGGCACAGGACUCGGCCGCGGCAGCGCCAACCUCGAUCCUCGAGGAAGCCCUCGACGUGUACGCUUCCUGCUCCGGGGAAUCGAGCGUCGCGGUGUGUCUCAAACUGAAGGCCCUGCGCUACGUCGACCGUGCCGCCCGAUCGGCCGACAUCGACAUCAUCGACGGAUUCAAGAUCGUGCAGACCGAGGAGGCCAAGAACAGCCGCGCUGACAAUGCGAGGUCUCUCAAUGACAUCGAAAGUACCUUGCCAGCCGAGACCGAAGCCAAAGAAGCCGCGAUCGACCAGGCCCUCGUUGACAGAGCCGCCAAAUUCUUGUCCACGCACACCGUCGAGCUGAGCCUGCCCGAGGAGGUCUCUCGCUCCUUCGACGAAGCUCGUGGCAAAAAGAAGAGAAUCGUGAAAUCCCUGUUGCCUAUUCUCCUUCUUCUGAAACUCAAGGCCGCCGCCCUCAUCCCGAUCGCCCUCGGCGCUCUGGCGCUGAUCGCCUUCAAGGCCCUCGUCAUCGGCAAGAUCGCCCUCAUCAUCAGCUUGAUCAUCGGUCUGCAGAAACUGCUGGCUCAGAAGCACCACGGCUACGACAUCGUCGCUCACCCCGUCCACUCCUACGGACACGACGAGCAUGUCCACCAUGACCAUCACGGCUGGGCAAGGUCCGGCGCGGAUCUCGCGUACAACGCGUAUAAGCCCUCUGAAUAGCUCAAUGUCUCGUACAAUCUCCCUCCCCCCUAACUCUCUACCUUCAUUCGCCAAAGUGAUCGUCUCUAACCCCGGCGGUCACCCGAGGGUGGCGUGACCCAGCUUCUCAGGGAACCGCGGACGACAAACGCUCAGCUCUCUCUCUUUCUCUCUCUUUGUCUCUCUUGAAGACAACUCGAAGGAGACUUGCGUUCUGCGACGCAAGAACGACGAACCAGAUUGAAAACGCAAUCGCACGCUGAUGAACGUGCGACUAUCCUUCAAGGACGAGCACUUCGUUACCGGAUUUGAACCGUAGCACGCGACACACGACGACACGACGAUGGUAGCCGACGACGGGGAUUCCGCAUCGACGUGCAUGAAGGCUCGAUGCGCGCCCCGGCAAUCCUUGACAACGACGAUAACGAUGAUGACGACAACGACGACGAUGACAACGACGACGAUAACGACGAAGAAAGAUUGUUAUUCGUGAGAUCAACGAGAAUCUCGAAACUCUCCCAAAACGGUGACCUGUCACAGCGGUAGAGGUCGCGCCCCCUCGAUCACUCGCGCAGUAUCCUUUCAGAGUCCUUCGCGUCUAAUCCGCACGCGAAUCGACUCGUAGUCAAUGCUCGCGCGAGACCACCAGAUUUAAUCCAAUGAUUAUUUAUAUAUCGAUCACCCCUGUCGGGAUCACAUCAUGUAACUUAUCGUAUUAUUUAUAAAUAAAUUGUAAUUUUAUAUAAUAUA
Molecule: messenger RNA, 1733 nt
Organism: Odontomachus brunneus
Lineage: Eukaryota; Metazoa; Arthropoda; Insecta; Hymenoptera; Formicidae
Gene: Osi9
Exons: 3
Coding region: 246-1004 (252 amino acids)
Source: RefSeq, a predicted model, not a curated record